Dreissena polymorpha is the source of this 2243-nucleotide messenger RNA. RefSeq lists its product as uncharacterized. The transcript has 4 exons. The record is from RefSeq and is a predicted model, not a curated record. Bases 241 to 1071 code for a protein of 276 amino acids. Lineage: Eukaryota; Metazoa; Mollusca; Bivalvia; Myida; Dreissenidae.
CUGCACUUCACGACGGAGUAAACAAACAAAUGAACAUUUCGCAAUAUUAUUGACAAAAUUGAGAAAUGUGAAAUAAAGGCAUUUCUCAGAUAUUCUUAUCAUAUUAAACAAAAUACGGACAUUAUUGAGAUAUUUUGCAAUUGUGAAAUAAAUCGUUUUUGCUGAAAACUACCCUUACUCGCUUUAGUUUAACAAUAACACAUAAAACAUAAGUAUCAUACUUGGUAAUCAUAGAACAAAAUGACAACAGAAGGGGAUGCUCGUAAAGCUGCCAUUGAGAGAUACAAGAUUGUUGCAGGCCUCUUGGGGCUGCUGUCAGUUGGCUUGCUUAUAAUUGGCUUUAUUUCGGCCAUAAAGUACCCAGGCAAUGAGUUUGGCCUUCCUUACUUCAUUGGCGGAUUUACUGGGGGAUUUCUGGGUCUCCUACAAGCUCUGCUGUGCACGUGUAUUGUUGUAAAAGGACCCAAAAGUCAGGAAGAUGAGAUUAAGAAGAGAGAACUUGCUUGCGUGAUGACUGGUCAGUAUAUUAUGUCAAUGUUCCAUUUGAUGGGUUGCUUUGUUGGCAUCAUCUUGUCAGGAAUUGGGGGGUUUGGCUUUACGACAUCAAUUUUCGAGGAGGAUGUUCCAUAUCAAGGCACGAUAAAAGGACUGGCUGCGGCGAUUAUAGUCGGCUGUAUACUGGAGUUGGCUGUAGGCAUUUUUGGAUAUUGUAUCAUCUGCACGUAUGGCAGUUAUUUUGGUGUUCAAAUGAACCGUAAUCGAAAUGUGAUCAUGAUUCACCAGCCUAACGGCGCAGGAACUGCUACUGUGAUAACAAACUCAGGCGGUCCCAAUAUGUUCACUACUGGAGGAGGAUUCAAUAAUCCAGGAACAUCAAAUGCCAAUAUUCAAGUCCUGCAAGAACAAAACAGACUUCUACAAGAGCAACUUCGCCUUCAGAGAGAACUAAAUCAGGAACACAAUCAGUCUUUUGGUUUCCAAGGUCAACCGCCACCACCACCUUCAUAUGGAUUUUCUGGUUCGGUGUAUACUCCAUCUGCCCCUCCCCCCAGCUAUGACAAGGCUUUUUAACAUUCCAAUGAAAUCAGUUUUGUUGAAUACACGUUUAAACUAUGUUAAUAAUAGAAUUAUGAUGUUUGCAAUAUUUUGUUACAGUUGUAAUAUUAUUCCUACUGGUAAUAUUUUAUAAUUGAUAUAGAUGAUUUUUAUUGGUAGUAUUUGUUUAAGGUAUAAGUGAUCAUCUUAAUUAAUGUAAUCAUGCAUGAAAAUAGAUGACCGGUAUCUAUGGAAAAACAACACCAAUAACAAUUGGUUUUAUUCACCCAGCUCUUUGAAGGCAUAUUGCGAUUGGCCUUUCCGUUGUUUGUCUGCUUGUUCAAUCGUUGAUCCAUCGAGUGGAAGUUAACCCAAAAUGAGACGUUUUACAUUGCAUCAAUUUGGACUGUUUAGUUUGCUAAAUAUUUUAGAAGUCAAUAUUUCAAGUAUUGGGGGCCGAAUGAGAGAUUAAUUGUCUUGAAAUCUCUUUUACGGAAACAGGUCUUGUCGAUUGUUGAGGCAUUCUUUCAUUAUGCCAUCAUACCGACGCAAAAUUUAUGCUUGUUCUAUCAGUGCUUUAUUCUUCGUUCUGAUGCGUUGUCUUGUCGGCAUCCCGUAGUAGCGCUACCAUGCUAUAUUGAUAUGACAUAUAUUGACAACUACAUUUUUAAUCUCAUUAUAUGGAUUGUUUGCUGUAUUUUACAAGAUUUUAACCCUUUCCCAUUCAGAAGCAAAGUGAACAUGGCUGCAUACAGCAUAAAACCAGAACAGCCUUCGGGUAACUCGCAGUCUGUUCAGGAAGUUUCAAUAAACAAAAUAGAUAUUCACACUGAAACUAGUUUUAUUUACUAUAGCAGUAACAUUAUAUAACAGUUUGUUUAAACAUUCAACAAAUUAUUUCCCACUGAUGUUAUACUCUAAACAUAAGAUAUGUAAUGUCUACACUUUUAUAUUAACAUUUUGGGACCAUUUAGUGUAUUUUGUGUUUCAGUAUUGCUCUGUAAAAUACAAUGUAUGUUUUAAUAAUAUUUGUUAAGGUAUUUAAGUUGACCCCGAGACAAUCAAGUUGUACUGCAACAAUGUGCUAGUAAAGCUCAUGUACGAAUCCCGUCCAGUUUUAUAAAACUUGAUGUCAUUGUACUGGUUGUUCUGUUGUUGUAUCUGUGUUACUUAAUUUUAAAUGUUGUAAUAAAAGUUUAUGUUACUUA